AUGCCAUUAAUUGUUUUUCCUCACCUCAUAGUUUUAUUAGCAGUAUUUCAUUGGACAAAACCCGAAAAAUGUAUUCCCAGACAUUAUGGUAGUGAUAGUACAGUUUGUGUAUGUAAUGACACUUAUUGCGACUCCAUACCUCCAGUUAAAAAGGUAGAAGCACCUAAAUAUUUAUUAUUUACGUCGAGUAGAAAUGGACUUAGGUUGAACAAAACUGAAGGUACUUUCGUGUCGAAUCGUAUGUUCACAAUAAAUCGUAUGAUAAUUACCAAAAUCGAACGUCAGACGAUUAUUGGAUUUGGUGGCGCGUUUACAGAUUCAGCUGGAUUCAACAUUAAGUCCCUUGGAAAGAACGCAAGUGAUAAUAUAAUGAAAUCGUAUUUCAGUGAAAAUGGUAUUGGAUAUACAAUUGGAAGGGUACCUAUAGGUAUGACUGAUUUUUCGUCUAAAGAAUAUAGUUACGCCGAAACACCUGAUGUUAAUUUAACUAAUUUUCAACUAGCACCUGAUGAUUUUGAAUAUAAGAUUCCUUUUAUCAAACAAGCCAAAGAACUAACCGGAGACAAUUUUAAAUUGUUCGCAACCGCUUGGACUUCGCCUAAAUGGAUGAAAGCUAUCGAAAAGUUUACAACAAUUUUCGGAACACUGAAAUCGGAAAUGUAUCAAUCAUGGGCUUUGUAUCACUUGAAAUUUUUACAAGAAUAUAAAAAAAAUAACGUAUCGUUUUGGGGUAUCACCACUGGUAAUGAACCUAGCGUAGGAUUCACUUUAUUCAAAAUACCUUCAGUGGCGAUGACUCCCAGUCAGAUGGGUAAAUGGAUAUCGCAAUAUUUUGGACCUACUAUAAGAAAUUCCGAGUUUGCUGAUAUCAAAAUCAUCACUUUUGAUGAUGUAACUGCAAUGCUACCUCUCUGGAUUGUUCUUAUGUUUUUUUUCUAUCCUGGGGCCAAAAAUUACGUUGACGGUAUUGGUAUUCAUUGGUACUAUGACAAAGCAAUGCCAAAGCUUGUAUCGCUCGAUGGGACACACGCACUUUAUCCUAAUUUAUUUAUACUUGGUACUGAAGGUACUAGAGGUGAAAAGCCCUUCGAAAAAAAUGUUAUCUUGGGCUCAUGGCAGAGGGCAGAGGAUUAUGCAAGUCAUAUAAUAGAGAAUUGUAAUUAUUGGGUAACCGGUUGGGUUGAUUGGAAUUUGGCAUUAGAUUGCGACGGGGGUCCAACGCUAUCUGAUGGUGUUGAUUCCCCUAUAAUUGUAAACGCCACCGCUGGGGAAUUUUUUAAACAACCGACUUACUACGCUAUGGGACACUUUUCGAAAUUCGUCACACCCGGAUCCAAAGUUAUAGAAGUUUCAUACUUGGACGUAUUUAAGCAAGUAGCAGCUUUCCAAAGACCAGACGGUGGGAUUGUGGUAGUUAUAGCUAACACGAGACCGUUCGAUGAUAAUAUUAGAAUUGUAGACAGAAAUAAAAAUAGAGGCGAAGUUUCACUUCAUGUUGCUGCUCAUUCGAUAGUCACAUUAUUAUAUUGGUAAUAUUUGAGGAAAAAAAUAUUUUUGUAAAUUAUUUAUCAAUUUUGCAUUAAUAAAAACUUUUGAUUCAAA
Molecule: messenger RNA, 1602 nt
Organism: Diorhabda carinulata
Lineage: Eukaryota; Metazoa; Arthropoda; Insecta; Coleoptera; Chrysomelidae
Product: lysosomal acid glucosylceramidase-like
Exons: 9
Coding region: 1-1533 (510 amino acids)
Biological process (GO): glucosylceramide catabolic process
Molecular function (GO): glucosylceramidase activity
Source: RefSeq, a predicted model, not a curated record